Messenger RNA from Microdochium trichocladiopsis, 714 nucleotides. Its product is annotated as hemolysin-III related-domain-containing protein. Gene Ontology annotation, molecular function: signaling receptor activity. The record is from RefSeq and is a predicted model, not a curated record. The transcript has 5 exons. NCBI's taxonomy places the organism in Eukaryota, Fungi, Ascomycota, Sordariomycetes, Xylariales, Microdochiaceae. Gene Ontology annotation, cellular component: membrane. Bases 1 to 714 code for a protein of 237 amino acids.
AUGUUAUAUCAUGAGAUUCCAUCAUGGCAGCAGGAUAAUGAAUUCCUACUGUCUGGAUAUCGCGAUCUGUAUAUGCAUAACGAGACUGUCAAUAUUGUUUCACACACGCUUGGCUGUAUUACUUUCGCUACUAUCCCCUUCUUUCUCUAUUAUAUGUAUCAUCCUACGAGAUCGCGCUACUGCUUCGGAGUGGCCUUUUGUUUUGCGUGCUCCUCUAUUCGCAGCUGGGCCCGGGCCUGUAAUCGCCUCGAUUAUAUGGGUAUUGUGGUCCUCGUCUGGAGUGCUAAUGCACCCAUAGUUCGUUACGGACUAUCAGGUCUCCCGGACCUGCAGAGAUUCUACGGCUUAAUAGUAACUUGCUUUAUUAGCAGGUUCAUCUUUGGCCAUAACUUUGGCUUUUCUGCCUUUAGAAAGUGGCGUGUACUUGUCUACAGCAUAUCCGGCUUGGGCUCACUCGCAUCCCUGCUAUAUGGCCUUCAAAUUAAGGGCUGGGCCGUUCUGGGAAAUUAUCUGUCCCUUCGGUGGCUGGCUUGCACGACGUUGCUUAAUCUCAUGGCCGCAACUGUCUAUGCCUCAAGGAUCCCUGAGAGAUGGUUUCCAUAUAGGUUCGACCUUGUGGGAGCUAGCUAUCAGAUUUUCCAUCUCUUAGUUUUGAUAGCCACGUUCACACACCUAGCAGGCCUUCUUGCCGCUUCUCAACAUGCCGCCUUGUGA